AGAAAAGAUACUCAAUAAAAAUUUACAUAAUUUUUAAAACAUUUCAGUUUAACAGAUCACAAUAGAGUUAUAGGAAAUGUUUAAUAUUCGCAUUUUUAUCGCAGCCACUAUUUGUGCUUCGAUUAUUCCUAGCGCUCUAUCGGCUUCUUGCAUCCUUGGUUCGCUUAUUCCUCAUGAAUCGGACUGCUCUAAGUUCUAUCAAUGUUCCCCUUGGGGGCCUCAAGAAAUGUCCUGUGCUCCUGGAACACUAUUUAAUCCGAAAAUAGGUGUGUGCGAUUGGCCAAGUCAGGUUGAAUGCGUUAAAUCAACAACAACUACCACUGAAAGGACAACAACCACUACUGAAACUACUGUUCCUACAACUACAACAACAGAAGCUUCCACUACUGAAGAAACAACAACAACGACAACGGAAGCUUCUACUACUAAACAGACAACAACUACAACAGAAUCUUCUACUACUGAAGUAACAUCAACUACUACAGAAGUUUCUACAACUGAAGCAGAAGAUGUUACAGAAGAAACUACGGAAGAGAAUACAGAAGAAACAACAACGGCGGCAAGUAGUACAACAAAAAAUCCUGAAACAACCAGGGUACCUACUUCCGAAGCAACAACUGCGACAGCUCCUCCUACUACAACUGAAGACUCUGAAUUAACCACUGAAGAAUCAGAAACAGCCACUGAGGAAAGUACUACAACAGCAGCUCCAACUACUACAACAAGAGAACCUGAAACGACUAAGGCACCAACUACUGAAGCAAGUACUACAACUCAAGCUCCAACUACUACAACUAGAAAACCUGAAACAACUAAGGCACCAACUACUGAAGCAAGUACUACAACUCGAGCUCCAACUACUGAAGCAAUUACUACAACUCGAGCUCCAACUACUGAAGCAAGUACUACAACUCAAGCUCCAACUACUACAACUAGAAAACCUGAAACAACUAAGGCACCAACUACUGAAGCAAGUACUACAACUCGAGCUCCAACUACUACAACUAGAAAACCUGAAACAACUAAGGCACCAACUACUGAAGCAAGUACUACAACUCAAGCUCCAACUACUACAACUAGAAAACCUGAAACUACUAAGGCACCAACUACUGAAGCAAGUACUACAACUCGAGCUCCAACUACUACAACUAAAGCUACAACUACUACAACUAAAAAACCUGAAACAACCACUAAAGCACCUACUACAGGCACUACUGCUUCACCGACAACAACUAGUAAACCGGACGACGAGGACGAAUUAAAAACUAUUUGUUCCGGUUACUCAGGAAUGGCGUUCGUCGCACAUCCUCACGACUGCCACAAAUUGAUAUUUUGCUCCAAAGGAGUACCUCGUGUAAUGGAUUGCCCGAAGGGCCAAAAUUACGACCCAAAAACGAGGAGUUGCUCUUGCUCCGCACCGUGUAACAAAAAAUAAUAUUUUCGUGCAACGAGUAUAGUAUAGAUUUCUAACAGCAUUUUAUGUAUUAGUGAUAUUUGUUCAAACUACUGUCAAAUUUAUAGAACGUAAAAUAAACGUUUCCAUUUUAAACUGUCG
This is a messenger RNA of Phyllotreta striolata, 1555 nucleotides long. NCBI's taxonomy places the organism in Eukaryota, Metazoa, Arthropoda, Insecta, Coleoptera, Chrysomelidae. The record is from the annotation of a GenBank genome assembly.